AUGAACAAACCCCAACCUCACCAACUAAUCAUCUUCGCUUUCUUACUUUCCUUUUCCCUCGCAAACGUCGUCGUUUCAGCUCGACUCUUCCCCAACGUCUCCUCCUGGCUCCCCGCCCACGCGCCUUCCCUCGGAGGCGCGUGGGACGCCUUCCGUAACUUCACCGGCUGCCAUCGCGGUGAUAAUUAUGACGGCCUCGCCAACCUCAAAUCCUACUUCCAGCGCUUCGGCUACAUCCCUCACGCGCCGCCCUCAAACUUCUCCGAUGAAUUCGACGACGCGCUCGAAUCCGCGAUCAAAACCUACCAGAAGAACUUCAACCUCAACGUCACCGGUGUCCUCGACGAUGCCACGCUCCGGCAGAUCGUCCUGCCGCGAUGCGGCGUCGCUGACAUCGUAAACGGCACCACGACGAUGAACGCCGGCAAGGGGAACGAAACGGCGCCUUUCAGCAAGCCCCGGUUCCACUCGGUGGCGCACUACUCUGUGUUCCCUGGCAUGCCGCGGUGGCCGGUGGGAACGCAGGAGCUCACGUACGCGUUCAACCCUGGCAACGGCCUGAGCGACACCGUGAAAGGCGUUUUCGCCGCCGCGUUCGCGCGGUGGGCGGAGGUGACGUCGUUAACGUUCCGCGAAACAUCGUCGUAUUUAGGCGCCGACAUCAGGAUCGGUUUCUUCAGUGGCGACCACGGCGACGGGGAGCCGUUCGACGGGAGUCUGGGGACGCUGGCGCACGCCUUCUCGCCGACGAACGGGAGGUUCCACCUGGAUGCCGACGAGGACUGGGUGGUUUCCGGCGACGUGACGCGGUCGGCGCUUUCGACGGCGGUGGAUUUGGAAUCGGUGGCGGUGCACGAGAUUGGGCAUUUGCUAGGGUUAGGUCACUCGUCUAUGGAAGAAGCCGUAAUGUUUCCGACGAUUUCUUCAAGGAAGAAGAAGGUGGUGCUGUCCCAGGAUGACAUCACAGGGAUUCAAUACCUCUACGGUUCAAACCCCAAUUACAACGGGUCCACUGCCACGUCAGCACCGGAGAGGGACUCCAGCGACGGUGGCUCUCGUGUAGGACCUUCUUGGAGCGUUUUUACUUUGUUGACUUUUUCAUAUUUAUAUUUUACAUUAUUAUAG
Messenger RNA from Sphenostylis stenocarpa, 1125 nucleotides. NCBI's taxonomy places the organism in Eukaryota, Viridiplantae, Streptophyta, Magnoliopsida, Fabales, Fabaceae. The record is from the annotation of a GenBank genome assembly.